AUUAAUAAAAAAAUAUAUAUUAUAUUUAACUUUUUUAUUAAAAAAAUAAAAAAAAAAAUUUUUAUUAAAAAAAUAAAUAAAAAUAUGAUAUAGUUGUCCGAUCUUUUUGGAUCUGUUAGAAAGCAAUUCAGUACUCCGUGAAAAAUUCCAAGUCUGUAGCUUUUUUAUGGUUUCCUGAGUAAAAUUUAUAGAAACAGACAGACAUGCUUUAUUGUAAUGAACUCUGCAAAAAUGUUUUGAGGAAAUUCCAAAAUUAUAUGUAGUCAGGAAAAGUCACCAAGUCUUUGCGAGGUCUACUAGAUUAAACUACCCAAUGGUGUUCUACAAACCUUUCAAAACCCAAUAAUUGAUUUUUAGAAUAAAAAUAGAACUGAUUUGACCACAAUUACAUUUCUGUAAUGAUUAAAAAAGAACAAAUUCUUCAUUAUUCGUAUAUUAUUUAUUCUUGUGCACACCAAAAUUAGAAUGCACUGUGCAGGGGUAUACAGAUAAGCUAUGAACAUAUAUAGUUCGUUUGCGCUAUACAGCCUUUAUUAUUAAAUUAAUUAUUACGAAACUAAAAUAAGUAUUACUAUUGAGAAGUAGCGCCUUCGAAAGGUGUGGUACAUACCUGAGCAAGGUACUCUCAUAAAUUCGUCAGCAGGUGUAAGUUAAAGGCAACCUAGUUAAAGGCUGUACAAUUUAUUGAGCUGACAUAUGGUCAAAAUAAGGUAAAUCCAAAUUGACCUAUACUUUUCGGGCUACAUAAAUGUUUUGAGGAAAUCCCUAAAUUAUAACUAAUCUGAAAGAGUCCCCAGGACUUUACGAGGCCUAUUAGAUUAAACUACCUGGGUGACGAAGGUUAAGUACCAAGUACAGGUAGUAAUGCACCAUAGAAGGAUAAUCAAAGCGUCAUAUACACCACUUAAAUGCAUACCUGUUUAAAAUAAAAACGUUCGCAUAUGGGGAACAAAUAUCAGUUGCCUGCCAACCACUGAAACGCCUACAUCGCUCUCAGACAACAGAAAUCCGCAGAAAAAGUUAUGGCCUCGUAUACUUGCACCCAGUUCUUAAACCUUAAUGAAAGCUGCAUAAUGUCAUCGUCUACAACUUUUACACUAGACGCAGUUCAUUUUGCACAAAAGGACCUAAAUCUCUUCAUAGAGAGCUUGGAGACUAUAUCCCGCCUAGAGAAGCAGCGCUAUGAGUGCCGUCAGCGCCAACGGGAACACAAGCUGCAACAGGAGCGCAUCGCUAAACUGGAGGACGAGCGCUGUAGGAGCCCGACACCCAGUGCUGAGGAGGCGGUCGACGAGCCGAUACUGUACCUUGAGGCCAAGUGCAUUCCCUACGCAAUAUCCGAUAACCUGAACACCCAAAAACAGCCUGUCGCUGAAUCACCAGAGUACUACACUUGUAAUGAUGAAGCGUACGGAAGCGCAACGCAGUCGCCACGCAGUAGCAUUACCUAUUGCAGCUGCGGUGUCGAAGAGUUGCACAGCAUGGCGUACGAUUCUGCCGAAUCUGGUGUAUACGGAACGCCCUCACCCCCACCAGUCCGACCACGCUCCCAGGUUAUUACGAAGUCAAAGCGCCGUUCCACGCGAUCUCGCAUUAUCAACAUGGUACUGAAGCGAGAUUGCUGUAAGACUCCGAUUUCCCCUUGCCAGAGUCAUAAGAAAAAAGACAAAUGCGUGUUCUCUGAUGAAAUAAUUCGUGGGCACUAUGAGCACUUUACAAGCAGGUCCCGACAGGGUAUAGCCUAUCAAGUUAAUUCGCCGGAGGAGAGCUUCCUGAACAAGGCCCUGCGAUAUUUAACAUUAUAGUUAUUCUUAAAAUUAAAACCAGAAUCAUUUAGUUAUUUCAUAGAAUAAACUCGUUUGUAAAACAUUUAUAAGAUUAUUAAUAAAAACAAGUUCUUUUUUUUUACAUAAUUGAAUAAUUUAAUUGUAUCUUUCUAAAUUAUCGAAGAUAAAAUGACGCACCGGUGAUGAAGGAAAUUCGAAAUCAACAAUUUCUAUUAUUCAUUUUUGGACAGAAUUGGUUACUUGGCAGAAAAGAGAGCAAGAAAAAUGAGAGUAAUCAAAUUUCUAGCAGAAAUGACUUAUAGGUAAUAAUACCUAAAAUAUAAAUUCGCUCGGUAAGGGUAUAAACGCCAGGUCAGAAUAUAACGCUGGUUUUGUUGCUAACGCCCUGUUGCUGGUUUUGUUUUGUUUACAUCGAAGUUACAGGAUGUCAGCAAGAAAAACAGGGUGCUGCAUCCUGUUUUAUAGGGAAAAGCUUUAGAUGUUUAUAGAUUUCGCAUGCGCGAAAGCUACUAUUCUCUCAAAGACUUCGAAAGAGAGUCUCUCGCAAUGGGUAAUGCUUGCACGAACCGGUAACGCAUGUAUGAACCGGGCAAAUGGAUAACGGAUAAUGGGUGUGCGCAAGGAUAAAAAAAUUGAAAACCAGACGAGAGCUCGUAUACAACAAGUUGAAGAGUAGUUAAAUUUCGAUUUUUCACAGCUUACAUUUUACUCGCGCUCUAAAGAUACGGAUGAAUCCUAACCCGUAUCACAUUCUCGGUCGCUCGAAAUUGUAAAAGGCGGCGUGGUUAUAGCUGGUAUAUUGUUGCGCGUGUACCUGUGUUGGAACUGCAUGUCGCGCACAAUGCUAUCCCAAACUUUAAAAUUUGGAAAUCCUUAAUUCAACAUAUCGGUUACCCAUGUCCUGACCUACUACAGUGUACUUAUAAUAUAGGCAAAUUAGGAAACUUUAAGAUAAGUAGAGAUAUAGCCACAUCAGAAUAAUACUAUUUGUAUCAAAAUUUCAUAACUUUGGUGUGUUUUAAGAUAGAAGCUGGGACUUUUUCAAAAAUUCCAUUAAUAAUAAAUUGAUUUGAUAAUUAAAUGCUCAUAAGGAUCGGUCAACCACUAUCUUACUAUCUAAAAAUAGAAACUACCAUAUAACGGCAACGGUAUAUCAACAUAGGCCAUUGCAUUUAUUUAUUAUUCAAAUUUAUUUUUCUACUUUGUUUCAGCCUCCUGAGAAUGAGCUUCAAAAAUCGCAUGAUCAAAAUCCAGUUGC
Drosophila ananassae is the source of this 3045-nucleotide messenger RNA. RefSeq lists its product as uncharacterized. The record is from RefSeq and is a predicted model, not a curated record. Lineage: Eukaryota; Metazoa; Arthropoda; Insecta; Diptera; Drosophilidae. The coding region runs from base 1023 to 1805 and encodes 260 amino acids. The transcript has 2 exons.